Molecule: messenger RNA, 1314 nt
Organism: Chenopodium quinoa (quinoa)
Lineage: Eukaryota; Viridiplantae; Streptophyta; Magnoliopsida; Caryophyllales; Amaranthaceae
Product: 50S ribosomal protein L7/L12-like
Exons: 1
Coding region: 276-932 (218 amino acids)
Biological process (GO): translation
Cellular component (GO): ribosome
Molecular function (GO): structural constituent of ribosome
Source: RefSeq, a predicted model, not a curated record
UAAAGGAGUGAGGAAAAAAAAAAAGGGGGACAUAUCCAAGCUUCAUGAAAAUCCAACAAAAUUUUUGGAGGGUUUAGGGCAUCGUCUUCUUCUAACCCCCAUUUUACUUUGUGAACUUUCACCAACUUUGUCACUCUGCUAGAAAUUACCAGUACCCAUUUCUUCAAAUCAAUGUUACAAUCCCCCUAAUUUCCAUACUUCCGACCGAAUUUCUCUCUCCUCAAUCGCAAAUUAGGGAUUAGGGUUCUUCAGAUCUUACAAUUUGAUAUCAUAAAAUGAGUUUAUUUUUGAGAUUAAGGCAACAAAUCCCAACUGGGUUAAUUCCAAAACCCUACAUUUCAUCCCUAAUUUCUUCAAAAAACCUUAAUUCUACUUGGGUUUAUCGCACUUAUGCUCAACCUGCAUUACAAGAAGAGGAAUUUGAAGAAGUUGAAAUUGAUCCCAGAAAACUCCCAGCAGAUUAUGACCCUUCAAAAUUUGAUCCAACAUCUCACCGUAGUCCACCAAGUGAUCGUGUUUUUAGGCUAGUUGAUGAGGUUUCUUCUCUCACAUUGGUAGAAGCAGCUGAAUUGGGGACAAUUUUGAUGAAGAAAAUGGGGAUGAAAGAAGAUGAAGUUCCUGUUAUUGGGGUGUUGAAUCCUAGGGCAGCUGCCGGGUUAGCUCAAGUGGCGGCGAAUUCGCCUGCUGGGGAUGCUCAAGAGGAGAAGAAGGAAGAGAAGUCUGUGUUUGAAUUGAAAUUGGAAUCAUUCGAAGCGGCUUCGAAGAUUAAGGUUAUUAAGGAGAUUAGGGCAUUUACUGAAUUUGGAUUGAAGGAAGCUAAGGACUUAGUGGAGAAGACGCCGUCGAUUUUUAAGAAGGGUGUGCCUAAGGAGGAAGCUGAGCAGAUUAUCGAGAAGAUGAAAGCUGUUGGAGCUAAAGUGAUCAUGGAAUGAGGAUGAAUUAGUUGAGUGCAAUGACAGAAGGUAGUCUUUUCGAAUUAGAUAAUUUUUUUCGACUUUGAUCGAGUUAAUGGAGUUACUGCUGUACUGCUAUUUUUGUUUACUGCAUCUUGGUUGUUUGAAUGAAAGCUAUAAAUUUGGCCGGGAAAAUGAAAUUUGCCUAAUGUACAAUGUAGAUGUUUAAUAUUGUAGCCUGAUGUUUUUGCCUUGUUUGGUAUGUUAUAAACAGAGGUUCUGCAAAGUUUAUGUUUCUUUGACAACCUUUCAAUAAUGAUCAGGCUUAUAGUUUCUACAGCUUUCAGAAUAUGCUCAAGUUGCAAAUAUUCUGAUUAUGUAAAUCAUUCAAGUGAUGAUUGAUGUUCAUCGUGUUUUCGAA